Molecule: messenger RNA, 1238 nt
Organism: Priapulus caudatus
Lineage: Eukaryota; Metazoa; Priapulida; Priapulimorpha; Priapulimorphida; Priapulidae
Product: magnesium transporter NIPA2-like
Exons: 7
Biological process (GO): magnesium ion transport
Cellular component (GO): membrane
Molecular function (GO): magnesium ion transmembrane transporter activity
Source: RefSeq, a predicted model, not a curated record
CUCGAGCGUGUUUAUAGGGUCAAGCUUCAUCAUCAAGAAGAAGGGCCUACUGCGAGUGUCAGGCACACGGGCAGGUCAGGGCGGCUACGCGUAUCUCAAAGAAUGGCUGUGGUGGACCGGACUAAUGACGAUGGCCUUCGGGGAGGCGGAAAACUUUGUGGCAUACGCGUUUGCACCGGCGACCCUAGUCACGCCUCUAGGAGCCCUCAGCGUCAUCGUCAGCGCGGUGCUGGCGUCGCGCUACCUCAACGAGCGGCUGAACAUCCUCGGCAAGCUCGGCUGCUUCCUGUGCAUGGUCGGUGCGCUCAUGAUCAUCAUACACUCGCCGAAGGAACCGGCUGUCGACACGAUGGAGGAACUCGCUGCGAAGCUCGUCGACCCCGCGUUCGUCACGUACGCGUUCGUCGUCGUCGUCGUCGUUCUCGUCCUCAUCUUCUACUACGCGCCGCGCCACGGCAGCGACAACAUCCUCGUCUACAUCGCCAUCUGUUCGCUCGUCGGCUCGCUCUCCGUCAUGGCGUGCAAGGGCGUUGGCGUCGCCCUCUCCGAGACCUUCUCCGGAGGUUCGUCGUCCGAGUUCGCGAACCCUCUCACGUGGUUCUUCGUCGGCGCCGUCGCCGUGUGCGUCACCGUUCAGAUGAACUACCUGAACCGCGCUCUCGACACGUUCAACACGUCGGUCGUGUCGCCGAUAUACUACGUGUUCUUCACGACGUUCACGAUCGUCGCCUCGGCGCUGCUCUUCCAGGAGUGGCGCCACCUGGCGGCGCAGGACGUCGUCGGGAUCCUGUGCGGCUUCGCGACGAUCGUCGGCGCCAUCUUCCUGCUGCACGCGUUCCGCGACGUCGACCUGAGCGUCGCGAACUUUCGCGAGGUCGUGCGCGCGCUCGACGCGCGGAAGCUCUACGAGAAGCGCAAGAAAGGACACCACGGCAGCAGCACCGCCGGAAGCAGGACCGGAAAUCGCUACGAGCCGACGGCGAGAAACCCCCCGUCGCAGCCGCACCGCGCGCGAACGCACAGCGACACGUCGCGCUCGAGCGUUCGCGGCGUCGGCCGGGACGACGCCGAGGCGACCGUCGGCGCCGACGACGACGACGACGACGAGGACAAGGAGGAGGCGCAGCGGCGGAAGACGAUUUCGCGCGUCGUCAUGGUGACGGCGUUGCUGCUGCUGACGAUGUGCGUGGUGCUGGUCGGUACGACCCUCGGCAUGGCCAACAAGAUCGACGAUAUGG